Histoplasma capsulatum G186AR is the source of this 2017-nucleotide messenger RNA. RefSeq lists its product as uncharacterized. The transcript has 7 exons. NCBI's taxonomy places the organism in Eukaryota, Fungi, Ascomycota, Eurotiomycetes, Onygenales, Ajellomycetaceae. Bases 1 to 1860 code for a protein of 619 amino acids. The record is from RefSeq and is a predicted model, not a curated record.
AUGAAGGCACGAUCGGUUGUUGUUCUUGUUGUUAAGAUUGAUGGCAGCUUCCUGACUGUUUUGACAUCAAAAUCGCCCCGAGUAUCCAUCUCCAUACAAGUACAAAAACCCGGCGCAAUUGCUCCUUUUAUAACCUCCAAGGUCUUUGGGGAUGACGUUACUCGCCCCUUACACGUCUCUGAUGCGAAUUGUGCUAGGUUCAACUCCUAUACGCAACAAAUUUGCAUCGACGAUGCGAUAAUAGUUCAUGAACAAAACGGUAGUUCAGAGAGCCCACAUCAUUGUCUACCAGGCGAAUUCCCACCAGACAAUGCUGAUGCCGCUGAGAGAGACGACAACAUCCUUUCAGUGGAAGAGGCUCCACAACCAGUUGAUAACUCUUUGCAGCGAUCUCCUCGCACAAGGACAGAAAAAGCUAAGGCUUCAAAUGUAAACCAGACUGUCACUUAUACCGCCCAUGCGAUCGACAAUCUUGCAGAUGUUGUCGACACCCUUAAUAUCUCCUCAAGUGCUACUAUCAGUUACGCCAGUAGUCACAGCAAUGGUUCCGCUAGUUUUGUAAAAGAAAACAGUAUCAGCGAAAGUGAUAUCAAUUUCAUCGUCUCCGUCAAAGUGACCAACGAGCUCCCCAUCAACCCAACGCAAUUGGAGUUUCGGCCGCUGGAUGGCUUGGAACCCGAUCAAUUCUCAGAGGUAUAUGGUGAUUGUUUUAUCGCCGGCUUCCUUGAGGGUGGUGCAUUUUCAGCCAUAGUUAGUAUCAAAGUCCAGGACAAGAAUAAGAUCUCUAGGGUGAAAAUGGCGGCAGAGAUGCAACUUUCGGCUACGAAAUACUUCCAGCCCUUGAGUGGAGCCAUGGCUGAUAGUGAGAACCAAGAUAUUUGGACUGACACUGAGCUCAGCGUUUCCGUAACCUGGUCAGGGGGUGGGAGCAUCAAAAAGCCAAAGGUGGAAGACAAACUCCUUUUUUCCUUUCGCGAACCCAUAGCUGACUUAAAAUUAUUCCAGGCGAGUUGGAACCUGCCAACUAUCAUCCAAGCUGCCAAUGACUUUCCCGCCCAAGUUUCGAAGUAUCCACAGAGGACUCAGGCCAUCCUCAUGAGCUACAACUCCGUUCGGUCAUUCCAUGAGUUUAAUGCAAAAGCUACACGACCCUUCCCAGAGCUAUAUACCGCCGACCUUCUCAGUGCGUUCAUCGCUUAUAAAUCUCUAUGGAAAUUAAUCUCAAAAAUCAUAAAAAACCCUGAUCUAUACCAGGCAAAAGAAGUCACAGACAAGAUCCCGAAUCCCAUUGACAGUGACCCCAUUUCCCUAAAUCAAGCCAAAAUUGAUUGUCGAAAAGGGAUGACUAUGAUCCUCGACGAGAUAUAUAUCGGAACAUCUGGGAACAGUGACAACAAUGGCCUCAGCUGUGCAUCCUCUGUUCCCGAUGAAAUGAACAUGAUCAAUAAAUAUGUCUCGCGCCCCUCCUUUCUUCCACAACUAGGAGAAAAUCAAGGAGGCAAUUUUCCACGAGUUACGAAUACAUUCUAUUCCACAGCUUCAAGCACUUCGCCUGAUGGUCAAGUCGGGUUGCCAAUCCCCAAUAAUACUGUGGAAAGCUCAGAUGCUGUCGAAAAUACAACCACGAACGAUACUUGGGUACAAAUGAAGCCUAAUAGAUCUUGUAUACCAGCUCCGCGGUUCAUCGCUUCUGCAAACCUAAGCCUUCUUAGUAUGGUUUGCCAUGCCCUUCUCUUGAAAUGCUGUUUCCGAAGGACCAAAAAAGUGAAAUUCAGGACUCCAAGAGAGAGUUCGAACCAGGAGUAUCCUAUUCGACAGGAUCAAGUGGCAGUCAUGCCUGGUGCAACCACAUCCCCCUAAAACUUUAUAACCUUAUCUUGACGUACGAAGUUGAAAGUUUUAUAUAUACUAGUAGUACUUUUCAGGGGAAAUUUCGAGCGAGAGCAGAAAGGGAACCAUGGAUUCAGACUGUGACAAAAUUACAUAAAUUAUAUAAAUUAUACUAUAUUGGUUUAGU